Molecule: messenger RNA, 1284 nt
Organism: Aspergillus chevalieri
Lineage: Eukaryota; Fungi; Ascomycota; Eurotiomycetes; Eurotiales; Aspergillaceae
Exons: 4
Coding region: 1-1284 (427 amino acids)
Source: RefSeq, a predicted model, not a curated record
AUGUCAGUGCCUUCAUCUGCCACUGUUUUCAUUUUCAGACUUGGAAUAUAUGGGCUUCGAAAUAUAGAUUUUCUCACAGAAACGCAAACCAAACCAGCCAGCAAAGGAUAUCUAACAGUGAAAGACAAUGAGUUUGUCAAUAUUAUCUACCAUCAGCCAACAACGCCACUUCACGUGGACCUUGAAUGGGAUGCCCUGAAAAUCUCACGCCUCAACUGUCACACCGAAUCAAAUUUCGGACAUGACUUUCUAUGGGUGAGCCCACUGCAGUGGGCUCAACUAUAUCCUCCCUCUGCUGACUCAUUUUAUAAUUGGCCGCGACAUUACGAUUUCACACGACAUUCCCAGAGAUUCAUGGCAUAUAUUCCACUACAUAAGGAUAGAUUCAGCUUGUACGGUCUCACUGCGUUCUGCUCCAAUAUGGGGCUUGUUGGCCUGGGCACUCAUUUUUGCUCUCGGUCACACUCGCCCAAGACAUACUGGUAUGGAGAACAAAAGGGCUGUCCUGUUCAUGUCCAAUUGGAAAAUUCAGAAACUUUAAGCCUGCUUACAGUCUUCUGGCACCGGGAUGACCAUCUGGCGAAACCUUAUCUCAUUGUCACAACAAGCAAGCAGAGAACGUUUACUCUUGGACCAUGUUUUGCACCUCCUAAGAUCGACACAAAGAAUGUGUUUAGUGAGAGCGGUGGUGAUAUCUUAGGCCUGUAUUAUGACAAAUCACUAGGCAUAACCAGUUUUACUAGCAUGGGUACUGUCUGUCGCCCACGUGAAUCUUCUUCAAGCCGAACACCCAAUCAUUCCGCACCAAUAACACGCCACUCUGACAUGAUAUAUCUUUUGCAUACUUCCCCAUUUGGCGGCUUUGCCUCCCAAGCCUCUUUGAAGAAUGUCAUAAGCCUGAAAGCUUGCUAUGUGGGAUCUAGAUGCAAGGGUAUGCUGCUUGUUUACAAAGGGGAUACCACAUGCACUUUGGGUCAAUGGUAUGAAAAUACACAAGCUCAGCCUGAUGUACAGGAAAUCUAUUUUCAGCAUGACAAUGUGCUGAGGUUCCACCUGAUGCAAGGAAAGGGUAACAAGCAAUUUCUAGCACGGGUUGAAUCCUUGCCCAAGGUCUUUCCCUUAGAUACAAGUGAUAAGUGCAUAGAUAUGGUGUAUGGUGAUGAUAUCGUUUGGCUGUUUUCGGAGUACUCCGACAUCAUCUUCCGUGGGUCAGAAGUCAUUAGCACAUGCAACACUGAUAGGAGAUCAUCAAGUGCUUUUCCUAUGGUUAUUUCCGGGUUUUAG